This is a messenger RNA of Nycticebus coucang (slow loris), 1939 nucleotides long. It is a transcript of the gene WIPI1, whose product is annotated as WD repeat domain, phosphoinositide interacting 1. Gene Ontology annotation, molecular function: phosphatidylinositol-3-phosphate binding; phosphatidylinositol-3,5-bisphosphate binding; protein binding. Gene Ontology annotation, biological process: nucleophagy; protein lipidation; autophagy of mitochondrion. The record is from RefSeq and is a predicted model, not a curated record. Lineage: Eukaryota; Metazoa; Chordata; Mammalia; Primates; Lorisidae. The coding region runs from base 109 to 1449 and encodes 446 amino acids. Gene Ontology annotation, cellular component: extrinsic component of membrane; phagophore assembly site membrane; cytosol. The transcript is spliced from 13 exons.
GGUGGGGGCGGGCCGGGCCCGGCGACCCGGCCCGCGGAGCCGGUGCGGGCGGGCUGCUGAGGUGGCUGUCGCCGGCUCCGAGCUGCGGCUUCCCGGGUCGAGCCCCCGAUGGAGGCCGAGGCCGUGGACGCUCCCCCGGGCAGGGCUGAGGCGGCGCUCAGCUGCUUUUCUUUCAACCAGGACUGCACAUCCCUAGCAAUUGGAACCAAAACCGGUUAUAAGCUUUUUUCUCUGAGUUCUGUGGAGCGACUGGACCAAGUUCAUGGAAGCGAUGAAAUCCCGGACGUCUACAUCGUGGAGCGCCUCUUCUCCAGCAGCUUGGUGGUGGUGGUCAGUCACACAAAACCACGGCAAAUGAAUGUGUAUCACUUCAAGAAAGGGACAGAAAUCUGUAACUACAGCUACUCCAGCAAUAUCUUGUCCAUAAGGCUGAACCGGCAGAGGCUGCUGGUUUGCCUGGAGGAGUCCAUUUACAUUCACAACAUCAAAGAUAUGAAGCUGCUGAAGACCCUCCUGGAUAUCCCCGCAAACCCAACAGGUCUGUGUGCCCUCUCCAUCAACCAUUCCAAUUCCUACGUGGCCUAUCCUGGAAGCCUGACUACAGGCGAGAUUGUGCUUUAUGAUGGAAACUCCCUGAAGACAGUCUGCACUAUCGCUGCCCACGAAGGAACGCUAGCUGCCAUUGCCUUUAAUGCUUCGGGCUCCAAGCUGGCAAGUGCAUCUGCAAAAGGCACCGUGAUCCGGGUGUUCUCCGUACCUGACGGGCAGAAGCUCUAUGAGUUCCGGAGAGGGAUGAAAAGGUACGUGACCAUCAGCUCUCUGGUGUUCAGUAUGGACUCUCAGUUCCUCUGUGCCUCGAGCAACACGGAGACCGUGCACAUCUUCAAACUGGAGCAGCUCAGCACGAGUCGUCCAGAAGAGCCUUUGACCUGGAGCGGCUACAUGGGAAAGAUGUUCAUGGCUGCCACCAACUACCUCCCGGCCCAGGUGUCAGACAUGAUGAAUCAGGACAGGGCUUUUGCCACCGGACGCUUGAACUUCUCUGGGCAGAGAAACAUCUGUACCCUCUCAACGAUCCAGAAAUUGCCAAGGCUGCUAGUGGCAUCAUCCGAUGGACACCUUUACAUCUACAAUUUGGACCCUCAGGAUGGAGGAGAGUGUGUCUUAAUCAAGACCCACAGCUUGCUUGGCUCAGGAACAACAGAAGACAAUAAAGAAAAUGACCUCAGACCUCCCUUACCUCAGUCUUACGCAGCAACUGUAGCUAGACCAAGCACCGCCUCGGCCUCCACGGUGCCAGGUUACUCUGAGGAUGGCGGCGCGCUGAGAGGAGAGGUUAUUCCUGAACACGAGUUUGCAACGGGACCAGUGUGCCUUGAUGAUGAGAAUGAGUUCCCCCCUAUAAUCUUGUGCCGUGGAAGUCAGAAGGGCAAAACGAAGCAGACAUGAUGAGAAGCGCACCUCAGAAAUCAGGACAUCCCCUGUCAGGUGGUUUUGGAGAAAACCAGGAAGGUGGAAGAAUGGAGUGCAAUUGUGUAAGCAGAAAGGGGGCAGGAAUCCCAGGUGCUGUGCUGCUUAAACCCCAGGACACGGUCAACCCCUCACCACGCCCCCCUCGGCCCUGUUGCCUGUGGGCACAAGAGACAUUGUAUACACAUUAUGCUAUUUAAGAUAUGUUCAAAUCAUAGUGUAAAUGCCAACAAACCAUAUUGGUAUAUAACCGGAAUUUUAUAUUGAAAAGAGCAUCCUUUUUAAAUAUAUGCUGUGUAAAAAUGUACUUAUAGGAAAAUCUCUCUGAACUGUAUUUCUUGUAUAUUAUAUACUUAUAGAAAGAGACUAUUUUAGCAAGGCAAAAUAUUUUUUUGCAGUGAUUGGAAUAAAAUCAUUUAUUAUUCUUGAGUCCCAUUUAGGACACUAAUAAUAAAAUCAUGGCAAUGCA